CUUAUCGUUAAAAAAAGUUUUGUUUUGUGUCCCGAUUAAAAAUGUAUAACAGAUUCUACAAUCGGAAUCGUAUUUAUAAUGUUCAUCGUCGCAGAAGAUUUAAACCUUACUAUGAAGAUUGCAGAUCAAGAGUUCUGACAGUAAAAGCUCUGAAUCCGUUGAUUGUGAAAAAUGGCAGAGCUCACAGAACAUCGAAAUACGAAAUAAUGAAUCGCGUUGGAAAGGAGGCGCUACUCGUGGUCCGAAGGGGUCAAGAAUUUUACAUAAAUCUCACACUAUCGAGAAAUUACGAUCCGAUAAAUGAUGGAAUAUCGUUAGUAUUUAAAUUGGACGGCGCCUCACAUACAACAAGUGGUCAGAGGACAUUAGUGUCAAUUCCAGUUCUGGGGAGAAAUGAAACAUCAAGUGAUACCACCUGGCAAGCAACUGUCGCAGAAUCACAUGAAAAUGAAAUCAAAAUCAAGAUAAAAACGACUCCAGAUGCAAUUAUUGGAAAAUGGAAAAUUGAAAUUGACACGAGAAAUAAAGAUUCGGGUGAUGUCGAAAGUUCCGGCGUAAAUGAACAUUUUUAUCUACUGUUUAAUCCAUGGUGUACAGAGGAUGCCGUUUACUUGCCCCUUGAGAAAGAACGAGCUGAAUAUGUUUUAAUGGAUUCGGGAUUAAUUUGGAGAGGUACUUACAACUGUAUGUUCUCCACUGUUUGGAAAUAUGCUCAAUUUGACGAGAAUAUUCUUGAAUGUGCAUUAUAUUUAAUGCAAAACGUUGGAGGAGUCAGACCAGCUUUGAGAAAUGAUCCAAUUAUCGUAACCAGAUGUCUUUCGGCUGCCAUAAAUGAAAACGACGACUUUGGUGUAUUGAUUGGUAACUGGUCGAACGACUAUAGGGACGGAACGGAACCAACGAAAUGGUUGGGAUCGAGAAAAAUUUUGCAGGAAUAUUUCAAAACAAAAAGGUCCGUAAAAUACGGUCAAUGCUGGGUGUUUGCCGGCGUUUUAGCAACAAUUUGUCGAACUCUCGGCAUUCCCUGUCGAGUGGUGACAAAUUACAACAGUGCACAUGACACCGAAGGUAGUUUAACAGUCGAUCGCCUUGUCGAUGAGCAGGGAAAAAUAAUGGAGGAACUUUCCAGCGAUUCCGUUUGGAAUUAUCACGUAUGGAAUGAGGUGUGGAUGAAGAGACUAGAUUUAGGUACAAAAUAUUCAGGUUGGCAAGCGAUUGAUGCCACGCCACAGGAAUUAAGUUCCGAUGUUUAUCGUUGUGGUCCAGCUUCAGUCUAUGCAGUGAAAAAUGGAGAAAUCCUUAAACCCUGCGAUACUGCUUUCCUCUUUGCCGAAGUUAAUGCUGAUACGGUUUAUUGGCGUUACAAUGGACCCUCGCAACCUGUUAAACUUGUCAGCAGAAAUAUUAACUCAAUUGGACAAUUCAUCAGUACAAAAGCUGUUGGUAAAUGGGAACGAGAAGACAUAACCGACAAUUAUAAACAUCCAGAAAGGACCACAGAAGAAAGAGACAUCAUGCUAAAGGCGUUGCGUCAAAGCGAAUGCUUCUUUAGUAGUUACUAUUUGAACGAAGUUUUCAACGAUGUUAAAUUUAAUUUCGAUCUACAUGAUGAUAUUGUAAUUGGACAACCUUUCCGAGUUCGAAUGAAAGUCGAGAAUAUCAGCUGUGACGAGGAUUAUCGGGUAAAUUUAAUUUUACGAGUGGACGUUGUAUCCUAUAGAGGAAUAUUUGGAAGAGAUGUGAAAAAAAUUCAAAUCGACGAUAUGCUAAUGAAACCAAAUCAGGAUGAGACAAUUGAUUUGCCCGUUACUUGGGAGGAAUAUUCUCCACAUUUACAAAACGACACGAAUUUCCAAAUUUCAUGUUUAGCAACAAUUCACGAAACAAAUUAUGAAUAUUACGCCCAAGAUGAUGUGUCAGUGAAGAAACCGGAUAUUAUCGUCAGGAUACUAAGCGAUCCAAAAGUUGGUUACGAGCUCCAAGCCUCGGCUGAAUUUUCCAAUCCACUGCCAAUUUCAUUGAAGAAAGGAAAGUUCAUCAUUGACGGUCCGGGACUUGCGGAACAAUUGAAAUUAGUUUUAUCAGAUCCCGUACGGCCGGGACAACUUGCCAAAUGCUCCUUCUCAAUGAUGCCAAAUCGUUCGGGAAAAGCCACAAUAGUUGUCAAAUUUUAUUCCGAAGAAUUGUCGGAUGUCGAUGGUUUCAAGGAAUUCAUGGUGAAAUAUACAAAAUCGUAUUAUCGAAAUAAUCAUUAGCCUCUCUGAAAAGAAAGGUUUUUUCUAUUUUUUAUGUUGUUUCUUUUCAUUACAUUCUUACGAAAAUAGUAUAUUACGAUACUAGGCCAGAAAGUUGGAUU
Leptopilina heterotoma is the source of this 2356-nucleotide messenger RNA. RefSeq names its product annulin-like. The transcript has 10 exons. The record is from RefSeq and is a predicted model, not a curated record. NCBI's taxonomy places the organism in Eukaryota, Metazoa, Arthropoda, Insecta, Hymenoptera, Figitidae. Gene Ontology annotation, biological process: peptide cross-linking. Gene Ontology annotation, molecular function: protein-glutamine gamma-glutamyltransferase activity. Bases 42 to 2255 code for a protein of 737 amino acids.